AUGGCGCUGGAAACCGUGUCGCUCGAGCAUGUACCCUCGUCGUAUGCCGUGUACUUGACCCUCUUUCAGGACAUUCAGAACGCUGCCUUUUUGCAGCAACAACUGCUCGAUCGAAAUGCCGACUUUGAAUAUGCCUUUGUCGACGCUUCCGUGGUAGUGUCUCGCAAGCAGCUGCUUUCCGCAGUCUUCAAGGCCAUCACGGCGGCUGCAAAUGGCGCACUCAAGACACCUAAUGUGCACUCUGAGAUUGUAGUCUCUUUGAACUCAUCUAACAAUAUUGCCGAUUCGUACCGCCGUUUUGGAAUAUCACCAUCCACCAAGGACCUUAUUGUCGUCAAAGUCACUCAUUCGUCGGAAUCAACCCCCGCCAAGUCCAAGGAGAGCAUCCAGGAGCAUUUGACACAACAUGUCAAGGGUAGUUCCGUGGACGCCACCGACACCAACAUCGCCGCUACCACUGAUAUGGCCAAGGUUCGCAAAUACUACAAGCUCAACGGCCUGGCCUGGCUGGACGCAAUCAAAGAUGAGCAACAAAAGCACGCAGAAUUAGAAACACUUGUAGUUAGCGCUAUAGCACUACGAGGCAUUUGA
Molecule: messenger RNA, 591 nt
Organism: Pochonia chlamydosporia 170
Lineage: Eukaryota; Fungi; Ascomycota; Sordariomycetes; Hypocreales; Clavicipitaceae
Exons: 3
Coding region: 1-591 (196 amino acids)
Biological process (GO): tRNA threonylcarbamoyladenosine modification; telomere maintenance via recombination
Cellular component (GO): nucleus; EKC/KEOPS complex; cytosol
Source: RefSeq, a predicted model, not a curated record